GAUCAUCACACACCUAACCCAGCCCAGGGCACAAGCAGCACCAGGAGCUUAGGGCAGUGCACAAGCAGCACCAGGAGCUUACGGCAGUGCAUAACCUACCCAAUCAGCCAGUGCAGUGCACAAGCAGCACCAGGAGCUUAGGGCAGUGCACAACCUAACCCAGCCCAGGGCACAAGCAGCACCAGGAGCUUACGGCAGUGCACAACCUACCCCAGGAGCUUAAGGCAGUGCACACACCGCCUCAGGGACUCGGUACUCACCUCUCCGGGAGCCCCAGACACCGCACAUCUCCAGGGACCUGUGUGGCUGACGGUGCAGGACCCCCCGCUGCUUCUAUGCCCCCCGAGCCGCCCCCUCUGUCCACCUUCGGCACCAUGACCGAGCCUGGCUAUAUCCGUACGGUGCUGGUGCACGAGCACUUCACGGACAGCUCCACCCUGGCGCUGCCCUCCGAGGACCGCUUGGAGAACGGAUCUAAAGGAGACACGGACCGGGCCAGCCGCAUGCACCAGCAGGUGCAACUUACUAUGGCCAAGAAGGGCACCCGGCGGUAUGCAGGGGACGACAGUCUAUAUUAUGCCAGCAGCGUUCCUGACCAUGCUCAAUAUACAGCAAGAAGUAUGACACACAGAGAAUUCUCUCCCUCCUCAUCAAAAUACUAUGAAGGGCGCAAGGAAUAUACUUCUGUGGGCCAUGAAAAUGGCUGGGCUGGUGGAAAUGUCUCAGGUAAUCAAUGGAAGACGGAGCAAGAUACAACCCCGAGACGGCUGCUGGUAAGGUUAGAAGUCUCUCCAGAACGAGGCACUAAUUCUGGAGAAUACAGAAGCAACUUGGGAACAAGUCCAAGGAUUCAGGAGAGCAGACAGUAUGGUGGAACUGCCUCACGCUAUGCUCGGUCAGAUAUUGUUGGUUCUAAUAGAUUUGGGGCAAGUAAAUCUCGGUUGAGCUCUGCCAACAGGUUCUACCAAACUGGAAGUACCAGAGAAUCUGAAUUUGCAAACAGCGUUCCUACCAGCCCUGCUGGAUAUCUGUCUCAACUGUCUAGAAACAGCAGGAGCAUGAAUAACCUUCUGGAAAAGGAGAACUACCAGUCUCCACUGUAUGCAGUUGGUCAAGUGAGACAAGUUAUUCAACCCCAAGCUGUAUCCCAUAAAGGGCAAACCAUGAGGUCCCGCUGGCAGCAGAGCACAUACCGGACUACUGCCACUGGCAGAGAAUCAUUUCAGUCGGCCACAGGUGGCACAGCCUAUGACAUGGGUGGAAAAAAGCCAACAUUUAUUGGUGGAACUAGUGGAACUGCUAGAGCAGGAAGCACACAGGUCCGAGAAGUCACCCAGCUAGAAACUCAAGGAGUAAACUCCCCGGGGAUUUCUGAGGUGGAAAUGACUUUAGAGAGAGCCAUAAGCCUACUGGAGACCACGUAUACUAAUUCUGAAUGGAUAAUCGCUGCAUCAAGUUUUAUUCAGCAUGAAUGUUUUCAGAAGGCGGAAGCCAGGCGGCAGGUCUACAGCUUAGGUGGAAUUCCAAGGCUACUACAGCUUCUGAACAGCAAUAAUGAGGAGGUGCAGCGUGCAUCGUGUGCUGCGCUACGGAAUAUUGUGUUUGAAGACAACGACAACAAGCUGGAAGUUUGUGAGCAACGUGGGAUCCCAAUUGUUCUUAACCUGCUUAAGGAAACACAAGAUGUGGAUACAAAGAGACAGAUUACAGGGUUGCUGUGGAACUUAUCGUCUAACGACCAGCUAAAGAGCCUGCUUAUUAGAGAUGCUCUUGUCCCGCUCACCAAGAACAUCAUCAUCCCCUGCUCAGGCUGGAGUGAAGGAGACUACUCUAAGAGUGAGAUGGUGUCUGAUGCAGAUAUCUUCUAUAAUGCCACAGGCUGCCUGAGGAACAUGAGCUCUGCUGGCCCGGAGGGAAGGAAAGCCAUGCGAGAGUGUGACGGACUGAUUGAUUCUCUGGUGCAUUACGUCAGGGGGUGUGUGGCCGACUACAAACCUGAUGACAGGGCUACAGAGAACUGUGUGUGUAUCCUGCACAACCUAUCUUACCAACUGGAGUCCGAGCUCCCCAGCAGCUUCACACAGAAUAUCUAUACAUACCGACAAGACCUUCCUCAACAUGAAAAAAACAUUGGCUGCUUUGGAUCCCGCAGUAGAAGAGUCAAAGAGCAAUGGAUUGACACGCCAUUAGCAGAGGAGAGGCACAAUCCUCGAGGGGUGGAGUGGCUCUGGCAUUCUAUUGUGAUACGGAUGUAUUUGUCGCUGAUCGCAAAGAGCAGUCGGAGUUACACACAGGAAGCUUCAAUGGGGGCUCUUCAGAACCUUACGGCUGGUAAAGGUCCGAUGCCCUCCGCAGUUGCACAGCUGAUUGUUCUAAAAGAAAAUGGCCUUCAGCACAUUCGAAACAUGCUGUCUUCAGGAGAUGCUGGUGUGAAACGAACCGCGGUCUCGCUCCUAAGGAACUUGUCUCGCAACCACUCUCUGCAGAAUGAAAUAGCUAAGCAGUUGCUGCCGGAUUUGGUUCGCCUGCUCCCUGACUCUGCUCCAGAAUCAAACAUCACAAAUGACACAACAUCAUCAGCCUGCUAUGUCUUAAACAACUUAGUCGCAAAUAGCUCAGCCAAUGCAAGGACGCUUCUAGUUAACGGAGGAAUUCAGAAACUCCUCAACCUGAGCAUGAGUGACUGCACGUUGUCUACAAAGACUGGAAAGGCUGCUUCGUUUGUGCUAUAUACACUGUGGUUACACCAGGAUCUGCACAACACAUACAAAAAGGCUCAAUUUAAGAAGACAGAUUUUGUCAACAACAGGACAACAAAAGCUUUCCAUUCUCUGAAAGACUGAUGUAUCAAUACUGUGUAUGAAAAAACAUACUAGCAAGUUCAACAUUUUUGUUUGACCCAAAGGGAAGAACUAUUUUUCAGCAAGCGAAAUGUGACUUCUGCUCACUGCCGCAAACUAUUGUUGCCUUUUUAUUCUAGAAGGACCCGCACUGUGUGAAUCUCAUACUUUUUAACGAUUUAACCCAACUGGUAAAGGUCUUGUUCCUCUGUUGCAUCUUUCUGCCAGCUAUGCAAAUAGGUUGUGUUUUUUGUUUUUUUUUAUAACUAAACUUUGUGUGCGGUACAUGGAACUAAAGCUGGUUUUGAAAGCUUCUGCCUUUAAUAGAUAACCGGCUAUUGAGUUAGACGUUAGAGAAUUAAAAACACGUUAUUGAAGCUAUUGCCGAGAAUGAAAUUGCUUUGCUUUUCAGAUAAUGAUGGAUUUGAAGAAAAGUACCCUGAAGAAUCAAAAAUAUCCUUGUCUGAUGCUCACUAACAUGCUCCUACUUUGGAGAUCUGUUAAACAUCCAAAGUCAAGUUUUCUAAUAACCUUCGGUGGAUUGUUCAUAUGACCCAACCCAAAAAGGAACCCAGGAUCAGUCAAGUGUUUUAAGAUAUAAAAGGAUCACUCAAAAGAAAGGAGUAUGAAAAUGACCAAAGCAGAACCUUUGGCCCAACAAUGAGCUCCAUUAGAGGUACCAACCGGUGUGUUUCUAGCCUCUGGCCCUAACUCAGUAGUCACCAAUAGUAAUAAUAUACGUGCUGCUCUGUGUAAUCAUUUUGAGGAUAGACAGAAGGACCUGCACUAAUAAAAAAGGCUCCCCUUGCAUUAGGAUUGUACACAUUCUGCACACACCUAUGUAUAGACAAGGCUACUAUGGGCCCUAGUGCCACUGCACCUGCUGCACCAAUGGUAGUUCCACCUCUGGUCUCGUUGGUCACAGUGGAGAAAUAAAUGAAAAUGGCAACAGAAAAGCUCACAUGAAUGUGUUUGUAAUGAAACAGUAGGUGUUUGAAACAAUGACUCACAAUAAGUGAUCCCAGGAAAGCAAGUUACAGUGUAAAGUUAUAAAAGUAAUGAGCUCAAUAUAUUCCUCUGCUUUAGCUACAGAAUCCUGAUUUUUUACUUAUAUGUUGCUCCCUUUUUCCUUGCAAUAUGCAAGAACAAUGCACAGAUGGUAUCCCUCCCCUUUACAUAUUACCUCUUUUUUCUUAUAUAUGCUUUACUCUCUCUACCGUCCACACCUUGCUCUCUAGGGGGUCGAUUCUAAUGCUUUAAAUUAUUUAUCUGAUUUUUCUACAAAAUGCACAGUUAAAGGGAUAGUCAACCGCAGAAUUUUUGUUUAAAAAAUAGAUAAUUCCUCUAUUGUUACCUAUUCCCCAGUUUUGCAUAACCAACACAGUUACAAUAAUACACGUUUUACCUCUGUAAUUACCUUGUAUCUAAGCCUCUGCAAACUGCUCCCUUAUCUCAGUUCUUUUGACAGACUUGCAUUUUAGCCAAUCAGUGCUGUAACACCACGUGCUUGAGCUCAAUGUUAUCUAUAUGACACAAGCUAAUGCCCUGUAGUGGUGAAAAACUGUCAAAAUGCAUUCAGAUAAGAGGAGGACUUUAGGGUCUAAGAAAUUGGCAUAUGAGCCUACCUAGGUUUAGCUUUCAACUAAGAAUACCAAGAGAACAAGGCAAAAUUGGUGAUAAAAGUGAAUUGUAAAGUUGUUUAACAUGACAUGCCCUAUCUGAAUCAUGAACGUUUAUUUUGGACUUGACUGUCCCUUUAGAGGCCAUGGGGAUUUCUAUAGAUAAAUCCAGUGUUCGCUACAGAAAGUUUUGCCAGCCGGGUGGCAUACUGAAGUAGCCAGGUGGGGGCAUUGUAAUACUUUGCAAUAUUAUACAAUUUUCUGUUAUUUAUACAUCUUAAUUAAGCUAUCCAAAACACAAAUCAACUGCAUAAUCUAACAUACAUUUUUUUUGUACAAGAAACAAACUUAAUAACUAAUUUUAGCAUAAUAUUGGCUUAUAUUUUAUGUAGGUGGUCAGUAAAAUUAGCCGUGUUGUGUGCUCAUUUGAUAAGUUUUUCUGAAGGAUUGUGACCGACCCCUUAGUUCCCUGCUUUCUCACCCUAUAUGGCAAUCUGGGGCGUCUUCCCCCCAACUUUUUUUUUUUCUUCAACCGCAGCUGUAUUUACCUACUUGUCUUUUACCUGCUCUAUAUGCCGCUCACAUUAACUUACAUGGUGUAAUGUGCAUAUAAGUUGUCUCUUCCUUUUACCUACACACUGCUCCCAAUUGACCUAUCUGCUGCUCCCCUUUUAUCUAUACAUAGCCCCAAGUUUUUAUCUGUGGGUUGUUAUCCUUUAACCUACCUAUACACUGCUAUCUUUUGCUCUUUUUGCCUAAACCUUUUCAUGGAGAUUAACCCUUCUUACCUAGAAGAGAAAUUCUUCAUUCACUUUUCCUAUAUGUUGCUCCACUUUUUCCUACUGCUCACAUUUGACCUAUCUGCUCUGUUUAACCUACAGUUUGUUUCCCUUUAGACCCAUUGGUUAUUCUCCAGGGGUAGAAAACACUCCAGUCUUUUUUUUUUUCCCCUUUGAAACCUCAAUGGGUUUGUUCAGCUGAGGAGGGGGGGCAAAAAUCUCCCCUCCCUGCCAUUAUGCCUUCAUGUCUAGCCAUACCCUACCUGCAGUACCCCUCCCAUUGCACGUUUACCUGCCAAUGGAUAGCAGUGCUCCCUGACUUAGCUUCCUGCUCCUGCACUGCUUUUACCUACACCUUGCUCCCCUUUUACCUACUAUGUGGAACACUAAUGCACACAUUGUCCCUUCCUUUUUGCUUUACCUACAUGGUGGAAGAGCAAUGUGAAUUGCUCCAAUCUUAACUAAGCUAUAGAAGAUCAAUGCUCAUGUUGUUCCUUCCCUUUUUCUAUGUUCUUCUCAUAUUUGUUUACACUUUGCUCCUACUUUACCCAUAAAUGUGGCACUACCCAGAUCUAAGAUCAGAGUAAGCACUACAGGCUGUCAGCAUCAUGCAGGAAUGAAGACUAUUUGCUUUCAGCAGUAAGCUCUAAAGGACUAUAAGGACAGAUAACAAAAUCUGUAAGAGACGUUGGAGAAAUCGCUAAAUAAAAAGUGCACUUGUGAAUUUAUAUUGGUGAAAACAGUAAAAAAAAAUUAAGUAUUUAGGUUGGAAUAAUUUGAUGGAGAUUGUUUUAUUAACUCUGGUGGGAGUUGCACUAAAUCAUUAACUCUUUCACCAUCAGAUAAAGUUUCCGAUUGAUCACGCAGGUGUAUAUUUUAUUUUCUAAGCAAUGAAAUUGAAAGACUACUUUAAGGUUUUUUGUUAGUUUUUUUUUUUUUUUUUUGGGGGGGGGGGGGUUUACUGUUAAUGCUGAGGGACUAAUGAAUGUACCUCUGACAUUUUCAUUAUGGAACUGGUUCUACCUACCCCUAUUAGACAAGUGACCUGGGCCUGUUAAAAAAAAUAAAAAAUUCUGGAUUCUACAAGGUUUCAAGAAUGUGAACAAUGAGCUGCCCUGAAUCAGCAUUAAUAUAGUUGUUUAAAUCGCUGAUUUUUAAAAGAAGAUUAAACAAAAAUGAAAUGGACAUUUGCUGUAACAAAAGUUUUCUGCAUAAUGGCCGGAACCUAUUCAUGAAAGAGAAUUUCUGAUAUGCAAACAGACUUUGUUUCUAGGAACUUGUCACAAUAACUGUGUGCCAUAUAAAUCACAGAUUAUGGAUCUGCGUGCAGACACAAAGCAGACUAUUUACAAAUGUCAUUUAAUUUGAGCAACUUCUUUGGUUAGAGUAUCAUACCGCUUCCUUACAGACUGAUGUGUAGCGCUGUGAUAUGUGACAUUUGUGUGUUGGGGGGGGGGGGGGGUUAGUAUCAUUGCUUUCCUAGUUCUGCAUGGUGUACUCUGUAUCUCUUUAGUAACAAUAUUUUUCUACCUUAUUACUUGUUUGUUUUUUAAUGCCUCCAUUUGCUAUUAAAAAAUAAAAACAUCCUAUGACAUUGUU
Bombina bombina (fire-bellied toad) is the source of this 6837-nucleotide messenger RNA. It is a transcript of the gene PKP2, whose product is annotated as plakophilin 2. Gene Ontology annotation, molecular function: alpha-catenin binding; molecular adaptor activity; protein kinase C binding. Gene Ontology annotation, biological process: intermediate filament bundle assembly; desmosome organization; heart development. The record is from RefSeq and is a predicted model, not a curated record. The transcript is spliced from 13 exons. Lineage: Eukaryota; Metazoa; Chordata; Amphibia; Anura; Bombinatoridae. The coding region runs from base 336 to 2843 and encodes 835 amino acids. Gene Ontology annotation, cellular component: adherens junction; cytoplasm; nucleus.